ACUAGUGGUGGCAAAGUGUGCUGCAUCCCGCCAAGGCUCAGUCAUGGAGUGGGAGGCGGCAACCUCCAGUGAGCAUCGUCGCUUCUCGCCUCUCCUUCUCGUUAUGUGUUUAUUGUGUGGAAGGAGCACACAACGGGACGUGGGGAAAUGGAGAGUGAGUGCCGAAGGAAGUGGAAGGCGAGAUUUGCCCUGAGGCGAGACAUCUUGAAGGAGUUCCUGGCGGAGUUUCUGGGGAUAUUUGUCCUGAUACUCUUUGGAUGUGGUUCUGUGGCCCAGGCUGUCCUGAGCAAGGGGGCUCUGGGGGAGCCCCUGUCCAUCCACCUUGGCUUCACUCUGGGUCUUAUGAUGGCCGCCUACAUUGCAGGAGGGGUUUCAGGAGCCCACGUGAACCCUGCAGUCACCCUGGCUAUGGUGAUGCUGGGCAAGAUUUCCUGGAAGAAGUUUCCAGUGUAUGUGGCCGCACAGUUUUUGGGGGCCUUUGCUGGGGCCUGCUGCGUCUAUUUUUUGAAUUAUGAUGCUUUAAUGGAAUAUAGCAGCGGGGAAUUUAUCGUUACUGGAGAGAACGCCACAGCUGGCAUAUUUGCAUCUUAUCCCGCAAAGCAUCUCUCCACCCUCAAUGGAUUCCUUGACCAGGUGGCAGGAAGUGCUGCGUUGAUCCUGUGCAUCCUGGCCAUAACGGACUCGAGGAACAUCGGCGCUCCCAAAGGCAUGGAGCCUCUGUGCAUCGGCCUGAUCAUCCUGGCCAUCGCUGUGUCCAUGGGCUUGAACUGCGGCUAUCCCAUCAACCCUGCACGAGACUUCAGCCCGCGACUCUUCACCGCAAUGGCAGGAUGGGGAUGGAAUGUCUUCAGGGCUGGAGGGUGCUGGUGGUGGAUCCCCGUUUUCGGACCCAUGGUUGGCGGCGCAGUGGGAGCCGCUAUUUACUUCCUUUUCAUCGAGCUGCACCACGCCGAGCCCAAACAGCAGGAAGAAAACAACGGCCAACAAAAGUAUGAAAUCAUAACUUUGUCUUAGAAGCAAAUAUGCUCAUGAAAUAAACGUUUCCUCAGAAAGCAGUUGAAGAAAUGUAGGAUUUCUCCCAGACAAUCAAUGAAGAAAGGCAAUGAUAAUGAAGAAAACAGUAUUAUUUUCGAAAAUCAUUUACCAUACUGUACUGUUAUAAUAUUAUUUAUUUCUUAUUUAGCUUCGAAGCUAAAAAGUCAUUUCAACUACUAUGUUGUGGUUGAAUCGUUUUAUACCAAGUACAGUAUUUCAAGGCGUUUACUACAAUGGAAAUUGUUCAUUUCAGGAAUUUUUUUUUCAAUCUUUGAUGUUAUCAGUAAAACUAAGUAAGCUACACUCAUCUGUUUGUGCAAACCUGUCAGGCUAUUAUUCUAACCACAAUUGAGUGGGAACAUUGUACUUGCAAGUGAUUCAUAUUUGCAUAUAAAAAGGGUGGAUUUUAUCUCCGUAUUGUUUGGACACAAUGAGAUAGAUCCAUAUUCUUUUAAACAGCAUGAUCAUUAAAAAAUACUGUACAUACUGUAGCUAUUACAUAUCUUCGCACCUAAAUAUGUAAAGUAUGGUGGAACCUCUUCACAGUACCUUCUCAUGUUGGCUUCCAAGUCGUGCGAAUUUUAAUGCCACUUUGUUCGAUCAUAAAAAGUGUACAGGCAAGGUUUUAAGUACACUUGUAUCUGACGUGUCAUACAAGCAGCACACACGUACACGCACACAUGUAUGGAAAACACAUUGGAGUGACCUCCAUAUUUUCUUUAACCCUUUCAGGAACAGAGGUUACUACAGUGGACAGCUUAUCAGGUUAUCAGGUUACAGGUUAUCAUUAUUUGUACCUGAAAGGGUUACAAUAUAUUGCGUUAUAAACAAAUAAGAAUACAGCAAGAACUAAAUAUAAUUGG
Molecule: messenger RNA, 1898 nt
Organism: Hippocampus comes (tiger tail seahorse)
Lineage: Eukaryota; Metazoa; Chordata; Actinopteri; Syngnathiformes; Syngnathidae
Gene: aqp9b
Product: aquaporin 9b
Exons: 6
Coding region: 148-1014 (288 amino acids)
Biological process (GO): glycerol transmembrane transport; water transport
Cellular component (GO): basolateral plasma membrane; plasma membrane
Molecular function (GO): glycerol channel activity; water channel activity; urea transmembrane transporter activity
Source: RefSeq, a predicted model, not a curated record